CUCGCCCCCACUCGCCGCGCGCGAGGCGUGACCGGUGCCGUUCGUGCACACCGCACGCUUCCGAACCGCCCCGAGGAACGGACGCGCAUGCGCGCAGCUCGGGUUGACGGGCUGGGUCCUGUGAAUAGCGAUUGCAGGCCGGCUGCAGGGAGUGGUGUGGAUCCUCAAGCGAUCAGCUAGUAAGCAAGGGGCUGGGGUGUGAAACACAGGAGGACCACGCUUGAUUCCAGUCCACAGCGCAGGAGACCUGGUUCCCGUGACCUGACAGUACAGUAAAUUUGGCCCCUGCGGCCCGACAGCCAGUGGAGACCCGUCAUCGCGGCCUGACAACCCAGAGGUCAAGCUCUUCUCCAGUUUGACAGCCCAGGCCUAUCCAGAACAGCUCAUCUGUUGGGUCUGAUCUAAGAGACAGCCAACAGGAAGAGACCGCCAGACCUGCUACACUCUCAAGUUGCUGUUUCGAUAAACAUGGAGCUCUGAGGUGGAACAAACCUUCCAGUUUGAUCUGCGACUUUUCUAUGACAAUGAGAUUACUGCCACAAAAUUUACUUUGAGCCUUAUAUAUUGGAGACUAAUCGUGUGAAACAUGCUAUCGAAUCACAUCCCUCUGAUAAAGUCUUCAUAGUCUGGCAGAUCUUUUGUCAUAAGAUUCUCAAUGGUGCAUCUUAACCUGCGCUUAUAGGUUUACGGCUUUGUUUCUUAGUGUGUACUACUACACCUGAAAGCAAGGGAUUUUAUGCAACUAUUUGACCUAAGUAGAGUUUGCCAUUCCGCUUUUAUAUUGAUUGAGCACAGGGAAGGAUUGAGAAUAAACAGAACCUGCCUGUCUGAUUUGCCUGCCCUUUAACAGUUACCUACUGUUCAAUAUAUCCGUUGGAGUUGCAAAGAGAACAAGUACCUGAGCAGAACCAUUCUCUCAUCAAUCCAGCCGACUUUUACUAUGUGUUGAACACGUUCAUCUCUGUAAAGAUAGCUAUCCACACUGUCAAUUCAAGAGCAAUGGGGAAGCUUGCAGGGGGCAAAUGUUGGCUUAUCUGAUAUCAAAACAUCCAGUGCACAAUGCACAUAGGGGAAAGUGCAAAGAAAACGAUAGCUGUAGAAUUUUAACUGAGUGCAGAAUCAUAUUGUUUUUGUUCUGUUGAAUUUAUCUUUUGCAGUAAUCACUAUUGUUUUGAAGAAAUUUCCAAGGUUAGUCUUUUGCUGCCAUUAAAUACAAAGUUAUUUAUUUGAUAUGCCAGUGGCAUUGGGAUCAGUGUUAGCAUAUAUAUUGAUCUAUAUCAGACCGUUUUAAAAUUUGACCUGUUGUUUAACUGAGUUAGCAUCACUUAAAUUUCUUUUUGAAGCUGACCUUCUGUCUGAGUAUUGCUGUGAUAUCCGAAGAUGGUUUUGUGCAAAAAUUAAAAUUAAUAUUUAGUUUAUGUUUUUACUGGGAUGUGGUUGUUGGAAGUCAGACUUAGAGUGCUGUGAUGUAGUUUAAGCCAAUCACUGUGUGCCAGUUGGUGUUUUACGUAUGAGGUUAAAAAAAUAGAUAUUUAAUACUAUACAUACAAGUAGCAAGGUUGUUGCUAUCAGACCCUUUCUUACUGUGCUUCUCUCUCAGUCUGCUUCUAACAUCUUGCUUUACUCUGUACAAUGCGUUUGACAUCCCUUUUACCCCUUUUCCGGCCUGCUCUUCCCCUGAUCCUGGGGCUCUCGUUGGGCUGCAGCCUGAGUUUGCUGCGAGCCUCCUGGACUCAGGGAAAUGGGGAUGAAUCAUGCAUGGAUACAGGAGACAGCAUAGGGCUACUCCAUAACAAUGGACAUCCUGGAGCUGAAACAGGGGAGUUCACUGGCAACAAGGAAUAUGAGCCAAGGAUAGUCCCUUAUUACAAGGAUCCCAACAAGCCACACAAGAAAGUGCUGAGAACACGUUACAUCCACACAGAGUUGGGAAUCCGUGAUCGACUGUUUGUUGGUGUACUGACAUCCAAAGGUACUCUGAACACAUUGGCUGUGUCUGUUAAUCGGACAGUGGCCCAUCACUUCAACAAGCUGGUAUAUUUCACUGGGUUUCGCAAUACCAAGGUUCCACAUGGUAUGCAGAUAGUAUCCCAUGGAGAUGACCAACCUGUGUGGCUAAUGUACCGAACCAUCCAGUACAUCUAUGAACAUUAUGGCAAUGAGUACGACUGGUUCUACUUGACUCAGGAUAACACAUACACUGAGGCAGAACGCAUCAAGUCUCUCAUUUCUCACCUGAGUAUCAACAAUGACCUGUAUUUGGGACGGACAGAAGAAUUCAUUGGCGGUGACCCUGACUCACGCUAUUGCCAUGGUGGCUAUGGUUAUGUGUUAUCACGGAGUGUCCUUAUCAAGCUUCAGCAGUACCUGGACAGCUGUCGCAAUGAUAUCCUGAGUGCACGACCAGAUGAGUGGCUUGGUCGCUGCAUCAUAGACUUCAUUGGUAUCAGCUGCAUUGACAAACAUAAGAAUGUGCGCUACCGAUCCUUUCAACUGGGCAAGAAUACUGACCCAGAUAAAGAGGACAGUGCAGAAUUCACUAAGGCCUUCACUGUUCAUCUGGUGCCUCAUCCUAUGCUGAUGUAUCGCCUUCAUCGCCGAUUCAGUGAAAUUGAACUGGAAAAAACAUACCAGGAAAUCAGAGAAUUACAGAUGGAAAUAAAGAACCUGAGUAAGCUGACACCAGAGGGAGAAGUGGGAGCCUCCUGGCCAAUUGGCAUCAAUCCUCCAUUCAAACCCAAAACCCGCUUUGAGGUCAUAAACUGGGACUAUUUCACAGAAGAGCAGAUUUACUCAUGUGUCGAGGGGGCUCCCAAGUGCGAACUUCGCGGAAUCAACAAGGCAGACAUCAAGGACAUUAUCGAGACAGCUGUGCAGCAGUUGAAUGAAAAGUACCAGCCCUUGUUACAUUUUCGCAAGCGUCAGCUGCUCAAUGGCUAUCGGCGCUUCGAUCCAACACGCGGUAUGGAGUACACACUGGAUCUGGUGCUGGAGGCCCAUACUCAGAAGGGGUACAGCCGGGCCAUUGCAAAGCGUGUCAGUUUGCUACGGCCACUCAGCAAUGUUGAGAUCAUCCCUAUGCCGUAUGUGACCGAGGCCACCCGGGUUCAGGUGAUCCUGCCCCUGACAGUGCACGAGCAGGACUAUGUGGGGAACUUCCUGGAAGCCUACUCCAUGAAUGGCUUGGACUUACACGACAAUAUGCUGUUGACAUUCCUGUUCAUCUACGACCCCUUUGAUGCACAACGCGUGAGUCAGAAUGAUGUUUUUGCAGGGGUCAAGUCCUCCAUAGCCAAGAUCGAGAAGCGAUACGCUGAUGUGAAGAUCCCAUGGAUAAGCGUCAAAACGGAUAUUCCUUCCCAGGUUAAGAUCAUGGAUAUCAUCUCCAAAAAGCAUCCGGUAGACACCUUGUUCUUUAUCGCUAGUGUCUGGACUGAGAUCAACGGUGAGUUUCUCAACCGUUGCCGCAUGAACACCAUAAGUAAUUGGCAGGUCUUCUUUCCCAUCCACUUCCAGGAGUACAACCCUGCUGUCAUCUACCGGGAGCAGCAGACCCCCUCUUCCGCUGAGUUUGUGAAGGAUGGCCAUUUUGACCGGCGCAUAUUCAGUGAGGCAUGCUUCUUCAACUCAGAUUACAUGGCAGCCCGCACCAAGAUGGCAGCAGACAUCCUGGACAAUGAUGAAAUGCUGGAGAACAUGGAGUUGUAUGACGUCUUCAUCAAGUACUCCAGCCUGCAUGUCUUCCGACCAGUGGAGCCAGCCUUAGUGCAGAAGUACAGUUACAGAACCUGCAACCCAAGGCUCAGUGAGGAGCUCUAUCACCGCUGCAUGCUUAGCAAUCUGGAAGGGCUGGCAUCACGCUCCCAGCUGGCUUUGGCUAUGUUUGAACAAGAGCAGGCCAAUAGCACUUAGAUCUGACUCUGUAGCAAGGACUAAUGUAAGGUUUGACUUUCUAGUAUUUUCUUAGAGAAACUUGUUACACUGGGGACUGUAGUUUGGCUUUUAGCCACUGGGAUCUUGGUUCAAAUCCUACCUGUUUAGACAAAGACAGAAGACAUAUAAUCCUUCAAAAGGAGGCUGAUUGAAAAUCCAAUCUAAUCUCAGGUACAAUCCAACAAAGAAUCCUUGGUUUCUCACUUUCCUUUCCAAUCUCUGUAUUUUAUAAAUAAAUUUAGCAUCACCCAGUCAUGGAUCCCCUACUUAACCAAAGGUAAGAAUCAUCAUUCCUGGUGACAAGGUGCCCUGGGGCUUUAGCUCUGGGAUCUCUGCCCGGCAGCUGAAUGGUGCUGACCUGAGUGGGAAGUGGCCCAUUCUCCAGCCUGAGCAGCCCUUACGUCACUGAACUUCAGCAAAUCUUAGAGGUAGCAUCGCAGAUGAGCUUGGCUAAAUUCCGCAUCUCAGUCACCUUCUCAACUUGUUCCCUGUGGCAAAUCAAGUAGGAAACAAAAUAUCCAACAAAGGUUUUGCAAUUAAUAAGAAUUUUAAGAAAAGUGACUGAUGAGAAAGAACUUUUGGUUCUUUUGAGGCCACUUCUCUCUCAAAUUCUGUGCACUCUCCCUAUCAUACUCUACCUAUUCAUUUAAUCUUUGACAGAUAUGAGCCCUUCACUCUGUCAUCCCCAUUCAACCCAUACAUUUAACCCCCUUUCAGGGUUGUUGUGUAGUGCUUAAGUUAUGAGACCAACUAGAAGCUGAGUCUAAUAAUCCAGAGACUGGUGUAUCUAUCUCACCUUUGGACUUUACAAUUUAAAUUUGGUAAUCAAAAACAACUAAUCUUAGUGAUUAUGUCUGGAAAAGCUACCGCUUAUCAAAAAAAACAUUUGUUUAAUGUCAUUUGGAGAAGAAAUGUCCUGUGCUUACCUCUCAGCCAAUUGUGACAGCAGAGCCACACUAUAUGGUUGACUCUUCAAUGCCUUCUGAAAUGGUCCAAUGAAUCACUAUUUAAGGGCAAAUAAGGACAGGCAUACACCCAGAUUCUAAAGAAAGAAUUCCGAAAAAAAGAAACAUACCUGACCCUUUUCCCCAGCCUCCCAGUGACCUCAUGGUUCCUUUAGGCAAAGUUCUGUAUGAACAUUCCCCAAUGUUAAAAUGAAAGCUAGAAUUUGAAAUUUGCAGUCAAGCCCACAUCUCCUUAAACCUGACCUGCUGCAUUCACCUAAUUCAGUCAGGUACAUUCAGUUAACUUAUAAAAUGAGUCUGAGGCAAUUGCAAUAAUUGACCACCCUUUCCUUGGAUGAAGACAAAACAGCUGUAAGUGUUGGGAUACUGGAAUCAGUGAAUGGAAAUAGUACAGAAGGAAUGGAAAUAGUUCUGCCCCUCAUGCUUGUGCUGCCAAGUCUUUGUUUGAGCACUCCAAUUAGCAUCACUUGCUCCUUCCCUGCUCUUAUUUUCCCUUUAAAUGUUGAUCCAAUUCUACUCGGGUGUAGGAGUUAGUUAAGAAACCUGGUGGUGUGGAUAGUGAGGAAGGGUGUGUAAGGGACAUUGGAAUAUAAUGGGCUAACUGUUUGCAGAUGGAAUUUAAUCCUGACAAGCGUGAAGUGAUGCAUUUUGUGAAGUCAUAUAGGAGUAGGGCACACACAGUAAAUUGUGAGGCACCAAGGAAUGCUGAUUAACAGAGGAAACAGGACUCAUAAUUCCCUGUGAGGUGGUAACCAGGUGGAAGGGCCUUUUUCUGAGCUGUAGGACUCUUGACGUUAAAUAGAUGAACAGCAGCACACUUGUCAGAAGUUGGGUGGUUCAGACUUACACCUUCACCUGAGAGACAUGAUACAGUACCAGAACCCCCAGAACAAAGCAUUCACUGAACCUAUCAUGUCACCUCUCUAACCACUCGUGCUCUGUCUGUGCACUGUGGUCUUAUCACAUUUGUGGGCAGGAAGUGGAACAGUUAUUCAUUCACGUCUGGUUUGGUUCCGGAUCCUGCGUUGGCUACAGAUGGAUGACAGACCGUAGGCUCUUGGACCAAUAGAGUGAAGCUCCUUUGUUGCCCAGUCUCAAGUGCUGACCAUUCUACUCCUUGUCCUUAGAUUGGCUUUUUGGGAUUGACACUGACUGCAAGGGUCUGUCUGGGCUAUAUUUGAGUCUGUUUCUCUGGUGUUGUGAGGUCUGAGCCUUGUACGCUGUACACACUCAACCCUCUUUUAUUUGAUUAAUCAGCCCACUAGUAUUACCCAUGGUGAUUGGGUCCCAAUGUGAAGUAUGUUAUAAUAGUUCCAAUUUAAGAAUGUAAUUGAAGUGUACUUUGGAAGUGGUUUAUUAUUGUUACAUGACCCAAGAUACAAUGAGAAGCUUCUCUUACAUACUGUUCAUACAGAUUAGAUCAUUGCAGUGCAUUGAGGUAGAACAGAGUAAAAUAACAAUGCAGAAUAAACUGUAACAGCUACAGAGAAAGUGCAGUGCAGGUAAACAAUGAGGUACAAGAUCGUAGUUUGAUAGCUGCCUUAUGAAUGGUGUCACAGAAAUGUCAUUCAGCCUGCUGAGCACACCCUCAUGUGAGAAUUCUGUAAGAAAAUCUAGCCAAUCACAGUCCUGACCCUCCCCACAGUUUUUUUCCCUUUUUGGUUAUAAUCCACUUCCCUUUUGUACUCUACAAUUGAAUCUCGCUUAAUGCUUCUCCAUCAACUCGCCGCUUGCUGCUCUUUAACAUAAAAAGUUUUUUAUCUCAUAUCACAUCUGGUUCUUUUGUUAAUUGUCUUAAUUCUAUAACCUCUGGUUCUUGAUCCUUCCAGCACUAUCUAAUAUAUAUGUGUUCUGCCUAUAGCCUUCGUGAAUAUUGUUCCUUUACACAGACAUGAGAUCCUGCAGGUGCUGGAAAUCACACAAAAUGCUGGUGGAGCUCAGCAGGUCAGGCAGCAUCUAUCGAAAUAAAUGAUGAAGGGUGUCUGCCUGAAAUAUUGACAGUUUAUUCAUUUUCAUAGAUGCUGCUUGACCUUCUGAGUUCCACCAACAUUUUGUCUGUGUACCUACACAGACCCCUGCCCAAUCUUCUCAAUCACAAGUAGAUCAACCACAAUUUCUCAAGUCUAUCUGUAUAAUUCAAAUUCAUUUGCCCUAUAAUCAUUUGCCUAGUUCCCAUUGGUAUCUUCUCUAAAGUGUUCACAUCUUUCAUAAAGUGUGGAUGUACCAUCUCAGAGAAGCAGUGACUGGAUGGAGAGCUGUAGGUAAGGGGACUGCUGCCUCCCAAAGUGCUCUGGAGAACUUGACAGCGUGCCAAAUCCCAGACAACCUCAUUGAGGGUCUCAACCAAGCCACCGCAGAGGCCCCAGUGUCCCAAGUUAGAAGAGGAUUGAAUGACAUUUCAAUUCUGGAUUAAUAGCUUGUGGUCUCCUAUAUUGUAUCGUGUGUGUGUGUGUGUGUGUGU
Molecule: messenger RNA, 7359 nt
Organism: Mobula hypostoma (lesser devil ray)
Lineage: Eukaryota; Metazoa; Chordata; Chondrichthyes; Myliobatiformes; Myliobatidae
Gene: chpf2
Product: chondroitin polymerizing factor 2
Exons: 4
Coding region: 1633-3912 (759 amino acids)
Cellular component (GO): Golgi cisterna membrane
Molecular function (GO): glucuronosyl-N-acetylgalactosaminyl-proteoglycan 4-beta-N-acetylgalactosaminyltransferase activity
Source: RefSeq, a predicted model, not a curated record